UUUGGCAAGAGACAUAUGGAACUCAUUAUGAACAAAGGCCAAUUGUUUUAAUAUUUAGAGUUUCCCACAUCAAGCUGCAGUUUUGGGUUUUUUUUUCUUUGACUGCUUUUAAUGCAUGUACAUAUGCUCAGCAGAUAGAGUUUCUCUUUUUUUUUAUUUGAAAUGGUUGCUUUAAUGUCAUGUCCCUAACACCUUCAUCCCAGCUUUUGGACUUGGAUCAAAACAAACUAUUUUUAGUUUUGCAUUAAAAUGAGAACAAUACAUGGAGGAAAGGAUUGGCUCUCCCAACUCAGCAGAUUUUUGCUCUCCCAGCUAGACUGCUUCAAGGAAAAGGACAUGGGCCAACAUCUUUUCCAUUUUACUGGGCAAAUUCAGAGUACCACUAAGGAAUUGCUGGGUUGAGAAGCUCCCACUUUGCCCACAAUAACUCUAAACAGCAUGUGAACCAAUACCUCUAACAGAGUAUGGAAAUGAACACAACACCCAAAACACUUUCCUAUAAAAGCACAGCAUCAUACCUGGCUGCUUUAGGACAACUCCUGGUCUUAUAGAAAAUCUGUGGGAAGGGGAAGUAUUUCUCCCCUUUCCAAAGCAUGUGUGUACAAUUUAGAGGGUAAAUAAAGUUUCAAAGUUUUCUAGCCUCUAAAGUGGUUUUAUAAGAGAAAAAGAAAGAAGUAGACAUUGAGAGUGACUUUGUGAAAGUAACACUUCACAAUCACAGGCUGCAACAUGAUUAUUUUUGUGAAUGAGUACACACAGAAGCUGCAGGCAUCACCCAUCAGGCUGCCAGUGACGUAGAUGUGAGUGGUACUGCCUGUUCUCUGUCCCCAUGCAUGUGCUGCUCUGUGCCACACAGAGCCUGGAUCUGUGAGCCCUCAGUUCAUCUGAGCAGCCCAGAGGAGCUGCCUGAGCCCUCUGCUCUGGCUCUGUGCUUUCCAGGAUCUAGGAGGGAGGACUGUCUGAACCCAGGAAUUAACAGUAAUCUCUGCACCAGAUGGUGAUACACCAGAUAUUCUUUUUAAGGUGAACAUGUGAUCUACUGUACAGCAAACCAGAGGGGUCUGCAGUCACAUGGCAAAACGUACAAUAACUCAGAUAGAGCUUUGAUUAGACAACUGACCUGGUUACCAUCUGUAGCAACAAGAAGCGGGCUUGACGUUUUUGGAACAUUCUCCCCAGAAGCUUAAUUCUUCCACCUCUAUGGCACAGCAAUCCUGCUGAGCAAACCACACUGAGAAACAGAAGGAAGCUAAAGAUAUGCUGCUUGAAGCAUGUUGUUAAGGUUACAAGGCUUGGGGUUUCCUUUUUUUUAUUUUUUUUUCCCAUUUCCCCCUCCUUCUUUCAAACAAGCCGCGUCUUGACUCACAUGGUCUGAUGUGAAAACCCACUCAGCUAUUUGAUAGUUGGGAAAUCUAGAUGAGACUGUAAGUUAUUUCGAGGGAAGGCUGCGUGUGCUGUGAACUCUCUCUCUCUCACACACACACACACGAGUUAGCUCUGCACUAUGGUAGUACAGACAGCUGUGACUCCGGGUAGGACCCGAAGACUUUUAUUCAAAAUACCAUAUGGAUCACUGAGGAGACGCAGUGUGGAAAGGAUGACAGAGGGUCGCAGAUGCCAAGUGCACCUCCUUGACGACAGGAAGCUGGAGCUCCUUGUUCAGCCAAAGCUUUUGGCCAAGGAGCUGCUUGACUUGGUGGCAUCUCAUUUCAACCUGAAGGAGAAGGAGUACUUUGGAAUUGCAUUCACAGAUGAAACGGGACACUUGAACUGGCUUCAGCUGGACCGCCGGGUGCUGGAACAUGACUUCCCCAAAAAAUCAGGACCAGUUGUUUUGUACUUUUGUGUCAGGUUCUACAUUGAAAGCAUCUCCUAUCUGAAGGACAAUGCCACCAUCGAGCUGUUCUUCUUGAACGCCAAGUCCUGCAUCUACAAGGAACUCAUUGAGGUUGACAGUGAAGUGGUGUUUGAACUGGCUGCAUACAUCUUGCAGGAGGCAAAGGGAGAUUUUUCAAGCAAUGAAGUUGUAAGGAAUGAAUUAAAGAAGCUGCCAGCCCUUCCAACACCAGCGCUGAAGGAGCAUCCUUCCCUCGCUUACUGUGAGGAUCGAGUCAUUGAACAUUACAAGAAACUAAAUGGUCAGACAAGAGGUCAAGCAAUUGUAAACUACAUGAGCAUUGUAGAGUCCCUCCCAACAUACGGAGUGCAUUAUUACGCAGUAAAGGACAAGCAGGGAAUUCCAUGGUGGUUAGGACUUAGCUACAAGGGGAUUUUUCAAUAUGACUACCAUGACAAAGUGAAACCAAGAAAGAUCUUCCAAUGGAGGCAGCUGGAGAACCUCUAUUUCCGCGAGAAGAAGUUCUCGGUGGAGGUGCACGAUCCGCGCAGGGCUUCUGUGACCAGGAGGACUUUUGGGCAUAGUGGCAUUGCUGUGCAUACGUGGUACGCCUGUCCAGCAUUAAUAAAGUCUAUCUGGGCUAUGGCCAUUAGUCAACAUCAGUUCUACCUGGACAGGAAGCAGAGCAAGUCCAAGAUUCAUGCUGCAAGAAGCCUGAGUGAGAUUGCAAUUGACCUGACUGAAACUGGAACCCUCAAGACCUCAAAGCUGGCCAACAUGGGGAGUAAAGGCAAAAUUAUCAGUGGAAGCAGCGGGAGUCUUCUGUCAUCAGGUUCCCAAGAGUCAGACAGUUCUCAGUCUGCCAAGAAAGACAUGCUGGCUGCACUGAAGUCCAGGCAAGAAGCUUUGGAAGAGACGCUGCGCCAGCGCUUGGAGGAGCUAAAGAAGCUGUGCCUGCGGGAAGCGGAGCUCACAGGAAAGCUGCCACGAGAAUACCCCCUGGAUCCUGGGGAGGAGCCACCUAUUGUAAGGAGAAGAAUAGGAACUGCCUUUAAACUGGAUGAGCAGAAAAUCCUGCCUAAGGGAGAGGAGGCAGAGCUGGAGCGCCUGGAGAGGGAAUUUGCCAUUCAGUCCCAGAUCACGGAGGCUGCGCGGCGCCUGGCCAGCGACCCGAACGUCAGCAAGAAGCUGAAGAAGCAGAGGAAGACAUCCUACCUGAAUGCCCUGAAGAAACUGCAGGAGAUCGAGAACGCCAUCAACGAGUACCGCAUCAAAUCUGGGAAGAAGCCGACGCAGAGAGCCUCCCUGAUCAUAGAUGAAGGAAACAUUGCCAGUGAAGACAGCUCCCUCUCAGAUGCCCUUGUUCUCGAGGAUGAGGACUCUCAGGUCACCAGCACAAUCUCCCCUCUGCAGUCCCCACACAAAGGGCUCCCGCCGCGGCCGCCGCUGCACAACCGGCCGCCGCCGCCGCAGUCGCUGGAGGGCCUCCGCCAGAUGCACUUCCACCGCAACGACUACGACAAGUCCCCCAUCAAACCCAAGAUGUGGAGCGAGUCAUCCCUGGAUGAGCCCUAUGAGAAGGUCAAGAAGCGCUCCUCGCACAGCCAUUCCAGCAGUCACAAGCGGUUCCCCAGCACCGGGAGCUGUGCUGAGGCGGGAGGCAGCAGCUCGCUGCAGAACAGCCCCAUCCGGAGCCUUCCCCACUGGAAUUCCCAGUCCAGCAUGCCGUCGACGCCGGAUCUACGGGUACGCAGCCCGCACUACGUCCACUCCACGCGGUCAGUAGAUAUCAGCCCAACCAGACUGCACAGCUUAGCUCAGCACUUUAGACACCGGAGCUCCAGUUUGGAGUCACAAGGAAAGCUCCUCGGCUCAGAAAAUGAGACAGGGAGCCCUGAUUUCUACACCCCAAGGACUCGUAGCAGUAACGGCUCUGACCCCAUGGACGACUGCUCUUCCUGCACCAGCCAUUCCAGCUCGGAGCACUACUACCCUGCUCAGAUGAACCCCAACUACUCCACCCUGGCAGAGGAUUCCCCGUCGAAAGCCAGAGAACGGCAGAGGCAAAGGCACAAAUCAGCAGGCAACCUGGUCUCUUCCAAUUCAGGGAGCAUGCCCAACCUGGCUGCGAGGAACGGGACGGGACACCACCGUGUCUACCUGCACAGCCAGAGCCAACCCUCCUCCCAGUACAGGAUCAAAGAAUAUCCCCUGUACAUCGAGGGCAGCUCCACACCCGUGGUGGUGCGGAGCCUGGAGAACGACCAGGAGGGACACUACAGCGUGAAAGCACAAUUCAAAACCUCCAACUCCUACACGGCGGGGGGAAUGUUUAAGGAGAACUGGCACGGGGAUGAAGUGGACUCUGUCAGGCUCACCCCAUCCCGCUCCCAGAUCAUAAGGACUCCAUCUCUGGGCAGGGAGGGCCAUGAGAAGGGCUCGGGUAGGACUGCAGUGUCGGAUGAGCUGCGGCUCUGGUACCAGCGGUCCACGGCCUCCCACAAGGAGCACAGCCGCCUCUCGCACACGAGCUCCACCUCCUCGGACAGCAGCUCCCAGUACAGCACAUCUUCUCAAAGCACCUUUGUGGCACACAGCCGGGUCACGAGAAUGCCUCAGAUGUGUAAAGCAACAUCAGCUGCCUUACCUCACAGCCAGAGGAGUUCCACGCCGUCGAGCGAGCUCGCAGCCACGCCACCGGGCAGCCCCCACCACAUCCUCACGUGGCAGACUGGAGAAGCAACAGACAACUCACCCACUAUGGAUGAGUCUCAGUCUCCAACCCACCAAAGUACUGAUGAAUAGAGGAACUACACUGAUAGCUGUUUCCUGGAUUCUCCCCUCUAUCCAGAAUUAGCAGAUGUCCAGUGGUAUGGGCAGGAAAAAGCCAAGCCUGGAACUCUAGUGUGAACCCCUGACCUCAAGUUAAUCACAUCAAUGCCAUUCUGAGAUCACCUCACUGCCUCUCAUUUGCCUUACCCAGAUGCACUGUCACCCAGCACCAGCUUCAACUCUAAGCACUUUUCUCACGAUGCAAUUCAAGACAACAUUUAUGGAACACUGGCCCUGAGCCAGCCACCCCGGCAGCGGCGGAGCGCAGCACAUCCCGCUGCCCGACGGUGCCCGUCCCUCCCACGGCCACGGGGCAGACAGGAGCAGCCCUCUGAAGAGUCAGUUUCAAAACUGGGUUUCCUUUCCUUUCCUUUCAAGGCUCGUAUCAAAGAUUAGUGUUCCACAGCACGUAACAGCAGCAAGAGUUCCAUGACCUGCAAGCUGAAGCCAACAGCAUUCGUUUGAAGGGGGUGGGAAUAGGACAGAGGCUGAGAAAUGGAGACCAUGUUCCUGAAAGUGCAUCUGUUCUGAAACAGCAAAUCCCAUCACUUCAGAGAUGUGUCAGUCUCACAAUCAGGUCAGCACUGCCAAAGAUCUCUGCACCACUACUGGCAGGAUGAGUUACUCAGCAAGUUGCUACAAGAACAUCUCCCUUCUUUAACUCGGUGGCAGACACGACCACCCCCUGCAAAAUGGCAUUUCCUUCUUCAUUUGGAGUCCACCCACGCGCAAGCAAAACACCCCCUGUGCUGCAGACACACCCGGGGUCUGGGCUGGUAUCACAGCAUCGCUGUCUGCAAGCCACUCUUGAACUGGACAGACAAGGUUUACAAAGGCAUUACCUAAAGCAGAGGCAAGUACUGCACUCAGCAUCUCUGUGGCUGGCACAGAGUGCCCACCAAUACAUGGAGAGGUUGGGAGUGUAUUGGUUGUUUUGAUACAGAUAAAAAUUGCCAAAAAAACCUUUCCACGAGCAGACACGGCCAAUAAAUUGGAACCUGACAUGAAAUCCAAGGGAAAGCACAUCGCGAUCGACCUGACCCGGCCAAGCUGCGUUCACGCGUUGGUUCCACUCCUCUUCCCUUCGUUAGCACCAGUGUAGCAAAGGGCUCGUCACCCGUGUGCUGCCGUGUGGGAGAACUGCUCUGUCAGGAAGCGGGAGGGCUCCUGGAGCGGGGCUGGACAGCCAGCAGACAGCAAAUCUUCCCCUCGCCAGAGAGAAGGGAGCGGGCGAGCGAGGCGCCGGACGAGCGGGAGCUGCCCGCGGCCACCAAGCGGAGCAGCACGAGCGCGGCCUGGAAGGAGCUGCAAGUUUACACAUACUUUAGAGCAAUGCUUUAUACAUGUCAAGCCAUGGAACUUUCAAAGGCCUCAAAGACACUUUUGUAAGGAACAAGUGCACAAUCUAGGUGGAUGUUGAAGCUGGCACGUCUUAGUCUUCACUGCGGUGCUAUGCUGUUUUUAUUGCCACUCGACGGGGGCGAGCGCCCGGCCUUCCCCCGUUGGUGCGUGCAAACGAUGAUUUCCUAUGGGAAAGGCAUUAAAAGAAACGGCUGGAGGGGGUUACUUUGUGAAAAGCAGAAACUGAAGUUAGCUUUAGUUUAAGGAAAAGGAAAAAAAAAAAAGUGUGAGAGUGUAUGUGUGUGUGAGUGUGUGUGUGUGUGUGUGCGUGUUCCAAGAAUAACAACAGCGUCUACCAGACAAAGUAGAGCGAAACGUUUCCAAUUAAACACCGCGACUUGGGGGGCUGCCACACCUUUUGGUAUUAAGAUUGCUGGAAAACUGCAUUCCAGGCUUUAAAAGAGAAUGGGUUCUCUGUAAUUAGGCUUUGAAAAACGAUGGGGUUUCUAAAUAUUAAUGCAAGCAGCUCAUGCCAAUUCCUUUCUGCAACUCACACCAGAAGCGUUGGCUCCGGUUCCCUGCGCUGCUGCUUUGCAUCACUGGUGAGGAGGGGAGGAGGCCUUGCAGAGAUGAGGCAGUGACAGGCAGAAAGGCUGUUCCUUGUCCAGGGAAACCUGUGGCAGAGCCAGGAUUGGAUGGGGCAAGAGGCCAGGCUGGAUGGGGCUCUGAGCAACCUGGUCUAGUGGAAGGUGUCCCUGCACCAUGGCAGGGGUUGGAACUGGAUGAUGUCACUUCCAAAACAAAACCUUCCAUAAUGCUCUGAUAAGGAAACUCUUCUAUGUUCACACAUGAAGCAUAAAUGAAUUACCCUUCUGAAAAAAAAAAUAGAAAACCCACAAAAACACUGGCAGAGGGUUUACAAAGGUGACCACACAAACCUUGUGCUUCUGGGCCUCCCUGAAGCAUCACUCGGGAGUGCAGCGCACCGUGACGGCAAUUGAAACCUUACUUUCAAUUCUGGAAGAACAGCCAGCGGUGAGAUUGCAGCCUUUAUCUGGACAAGCAAAAUGCUGUUUUCACCAUCUCUUUGUGCUUUGGGGUCUUUAACAUGGGAAUUAUUUCAAGCUCCUAAUUGGAUUUUUAGCUGGAUAAGAGAUAGUACUGAUUAUUGACAUUUACUGAUAAAAUUUGGUAGCUGAAGUAAAAGGAUUAAAUAAGGACCAAAUUAAGCUACAGCAAAUCAUUUAGCCCAAGGAUUUUUAGGGGCUCUGAGCAACUGUCUGUUUUCUUUUUAAUUUCCCUGGUAAGUGGUUUGGGUUUGUUUUUUUUUUCUGUGUACCUUCUUUUAAUUAAAAAGAAUUCAACAACAGCGGCACUAUGAGGCCUCUGGGCACUACAGGAAGAAACAUUAAUUCCUCCAAGACCAGCUCUGCAGUUUUGCAGCAAAGGUUAAAAGGUGGCAGCCCUGAAAUUAGUGGGGGGGGGGGGGGGAAAUAUUUAGCCUGAAUUGCAAACAGGCUGGAGUGGAGAAAAAGCUUUCUAGAAACGGAUUGAGUUUUGCUUUGCGUUCUGCUUUUCUGGUUUGCAAUCAAGGCACAUGUGAGCAGCCAGUCUGGUAGUAAAGACAGAUUAAGUAAAACAGGUUUUACUGUUUAGCUCAAUUCAAUUAAACACAAAUGUACAUAAAAUGUUAAUCAUAUGAGAUUAACAUAUUUAAGUAUAACACGGAGGGGCAUAUACAUAGCUAUUAUAGACAAGCACUUGACUACCAACUUAACCCCUCCUUUACUUUUUUAUUUUCCAAGGCUCCAUCUGCCAUAAAGCCACAACCACGUUCAGUCUCUGUGUCUGACACUCCCUCUGUGUGGGCAGGAGCCGGGGGACAGCCCCUGCAGGGGCUGUGCUGGGAGGCAGGGUUUAUUUUUAAAUGAUAUUAUAUGCAGUCGAGUGUUGAAAAUGUUGAAUCAGUCCAAUUUGUUUUCACUCUGUAUUAGUUUUAGUUUCAGGCAUAGCCGAUCCCCAUUCAGGUGCUAUCAGAUGACCAGUUACUGCUUAGUUAACUAGAUGUAAAGUUUUACAUAUAUAUUAAUGUCAAUAGUUUUAUUACAAGUUGUGUAAAAUGGACUCUCUAGUUUAAAAAAAAGGAAAAAAAACGGAAAAAAAUUAGGUCUCUCCUGAAAUUGACUUUAGAGCAUGGAAAAUGAUUUUACUGGAUUCUGUUCAACUGUAAUCAAGGAAAAAAAUAUGUAUGUUGUAGAAAAAGUUGCAGAAUUAAAAAAAAAAUCUGCUUUUAAUUUAUUCUUUUUGUAUUAAGAAUUUGUAUAGUAACCUUUACAUUUUGCAAAACGGUGUUGUCAACACUUCCUUAUUAAAGCAUUUUCAAAAUGAAA
Messenger RNA from Motacilla alba alba, 8400 nucleotides. RefSeq names its product FERM domain containing 4A (gene FRMD4A). Gene Ontology annotation, cellular component: cytoskeleton; adherens junction; bicellular tight junction. Bases 1505 to 4642 code for a protein of 1045 amino acids. The record is from RefSeq and is a predicted model, not a curated record. The transcript is spliced from 24 exons. Gene Ontology annotation, biological process: establishment of epithelial cell polarity. NCBI's taxonomy places the organism in Eukaryota, Metazoa, Chordata, Aves, Passeriformes, Motacillidae.